Molecule: messenger RNA, 3440 nt
Organism: Panicum virgatum (switchgrass)
Lineage: Eukaryota; Viridiplantae; Streptophyta; Magnoliopsida; Poales; Poaceae
Exons: 8
Coding region: 1605-2486 (293 amino acids)
Source: RefSeq, a predicted model, not a curated record
GCUACAAGAGAUCUUGCGAGGCGAUUACUGUAAUCUGCCUCCAAACUCUUGAAACUUUUCUCCCAAAAUACGAGUAUCAUUAUUCCCUUAAUGGGAAUAACAAGUUUGUACUUUGUCAUGGCCUCAGGACGAAUUAAACUGCAGCAAGCCUCGACUAGAAGCUCCAAGAGAUCUAGGCGAUGUGCACGCAGGUCCAAGUCAUUGUAAAGCUGGUUAGGAAGAAAUACUCGAGUUGUAAUAUCGAGUAGUUGUACUAUGUCGAGUACUUUUCCUUUACUCUGGAAUGUAAUCCCAGUUAAUGAAAGAUAGUCGAGUAGAUGUCCGGAGAUGUGAGUGUUUUCUUUUUCCAGAAUGUAAUCUUUGAAAAAAAGAAUGUCUCAAAAAAUCCCGUUUUUUCCGCGAUUGGCAACGGAUUGUUGUCCUAUUUGAGUGUUUUUACCAUAUUGCCACCGCCAUUAUAAAAUGAAACGAUAACUAGGUUUUACCCCACCGGCCGCCAUUCUCUUCUACUGUUUAGAUCUGUUCUUGCCCUUAAGCCCCCAUAUCUAAACUUCUUGCUCACCCAUGACUCCCAAAUCUCCUUUAGGGUUUUAGUCAGUGUAUGCGCGUGAAGCGCUCUGUUGAUUUCCGGAUGGCUCCCAUGAAGUCGAGCAAGGGCAAAGGCGCAGCUACAGAACCAACCCGCGAAGAAGGAUGGAUCCCAAGUAAGUGCCCUAAAUCUGACUUAGAAACCCUAGUUUCUGCUGGUCUUUUGCCGGAGAAAUCCGUCAUCCAAUGGCGUCCUGCCUUGGGUGAGGAUCGUCCGUAUGAAAAUACAGGCGAAAUCGUCACUUUUGUACCUUAUUUGGAACGGGGAUUAGGGUUUCCUCGUUCAUUUUUCUUCUCUGGUCUCCUGCGCUACUAUAGGAUCCAGCUCCACCAUUUGACCCCCAAUUCCUUUGUUCAUAUUUCUAUCUUCGUGCAUUUGUGCGAAGCUUUUCUGGGCAUCGAGCCCCAUUUUGAACUCUUUCGAUUCAUUUUCCGUCUUAAACCACAGCCAGAUUCCUACGUUUUAGAUGUAGUAGGGGGUGUGGGUUUAUAGCUUAGAUAGAUGAAGAAUAAGGUUUAUAUCCCUUAUAAACUUAGCAAUAAGGUAAUCGACUGGAAACCCAAAUGGUUCUAUGUAGAGAACCAGUGGGAAAGCGUACCAGCGAUUAGCCCAGGCCCUCCAAUUCAAUGGCCAGAGUGGAAUAAGAAACCAGCCGAUGAGAGUCAGAUCUCCGAGCUACUCGCACGGAUUGCCGAUCUUAGGCAAAAUAAUGUGACUGGAGAGGCUGUCAUGUUCGAUUGGAUGAAAAGAAGGAUCCAGCCGCUACAGGCCCGCGAAACAUUUGGUUUCCAGUACCAGAGAACAACCGAUUCAUCAAGGUACUCAGAGGAAGAGAUCCCGGAUGAAGAAAUAUGCAGUCGAGUGGAAUGACUGCUAAGGGAUGUAAAGAAAAUACCCAUUGUUCCUGAUCCUUUUUCUGCUGCGAAUCCUCCGAAGCAGGAGGACGUGGAGCAUUUUAAAAGUAGUCCUCCACUGCCAGGCACUUAUCAUUCUUUUUAUUUCUCCAUGCGCUCUUAUGCUGCCAACCAAGUCCCAGCGUGUUCAUAUGAAAUCUUAUAUAAACGUACUGAUUCUUAACCUUGAUUGUGCAGAUGAGGAGGCGGCUGGAGAGAGGAGUGAUAGGGAGCGCAGCCCCACUCCUAGUGUAAAUACCGAGGCCGGGCAUCCAAAGGGUGUGCGGUCUGUGGCGAGGAAGCAUAGUAGCUCUUCUCAAGCCACUCGCGACAGUCCGGCGGCUAAAAUGCCACGGACUUCAGCAUCUAGGGAUGAUGCUGUGGUGGGACAAACCGUCCCUUCCGCCACAGCACACCCGUUAAAGGGGACUGGGACUACUCAACCGGCGAGUAGUUCCAAUGUAGAUAAAGCCGGAGAUACGGGUAAGCAGGCCGUCAUCGUGAGGCCUGCCCCGAAAUUUGGCAUGAAGAUACUUGCUUUGAAAAGGGCUCCUACUGAUGCACUUUUGAAGGCAAAAGGGGAUACUGAGGAAGACUCAGCCCCCAAGUCGAUAGUGGAGAAGCCCCCGAGUACUCCGGAGAUGAGUGCUCGCGAUGCAGAAGACAUGGCAAAUGCCAUGCUUCGGGAUUCUCCGCUACCUGAUGCUGAGAAGAGCGAUGAAGGGCUCCUAGCAGGCAGUGGAAGCGACAAGCUUCCAGGAGAAGGAGGCGAGAAGCUUCCUGAAGAGGAAGACGGCGAGAAGUUGCCCGAAGAGACCCCUACAGAUUCCCAAAAUCCAAGGAAUACUAUGGGGAUGAUUGAAGCUGUACAAAAAAGGGCCAUCUCCGAGGUACGGGCGAGUACUUCCCAGGUCUCAUCUGGAAGUGUCAUGCCGCAAGAGAAACUGAAGCUUGCAUUCAAGCUGCUGGGGGAGGUAUUGGGGUAUGAGGGUAGCCAGGCCUAGGACGAUUCGGGGCUGAAUGCUCUGAGAGAGCGAGUGAAGACGCUCUCAUCCGAGAAGGCUGCCCUUCAGGAGAAGCUCAAGAAGUUCUCUAAGGCCAAGAAAGCCUGUAGAAGAUGUCAACAGCUGGCAGUGCAAAUAGUAGGCAAGCUCUGGUUCGAGAUCAGUCGGAGACCGAGUCACGUUAGGAAUCUAUCAACAAAACUAAAGCAAUUGAAAUAGAAAUGAUGAAGAUGAGGUUGAACUAGUGGAUGAACAAGAUGGUGCCGAGUUGGGCUCGUAACGGAAGCUGACAUCUGUUGUUUUGAAGAAGUUUAAGAGAGUGAGAUGGAAUUGGGAAAUUAAGGCAAAGUGCAAUUACUGAUUCGCCAAGCUUGGAGGAGAAACAAAGAGUGGAACUAAGCACCUUCAUGAUCACUUAAAGAGUUGUACACAACAGAAGAUCAAAUUGGCUGGAAACAGGCAAUUAUCACAAGCAUCUUUGAGGUUCAAUUGCACAGAUGCAGGGAAACUUAAUGUGGAGAACUACACCUUUGAUCAAGAUGUAGCAAGAAAGGGGCUUGGUGCUAUGAUGGUGCUGCAUGAAUACCCACUUUCCAUGGUUGAUCAUGCGGUUUCUGAAAUUUUGUACAAGCACUUCACUCGAUAUUCAAGAUUGCAACCAGAACACACUAAGGAAGCACAUCAUUGAUCAAUAUGAGUUGGAGAGGAAGAAGACCAUUCAGUACAUGAGUGGAAUCAAAUCUAGGGUGGCCAUCACUAGUGACAUGUGGACCUCUGACAACCAAAAGAGAGGUUACAUGGCAAUUAUAGCACAAUUUAUUGAUGAAUAUUGGACUCUUAGAAACAUCAUCAUGAUGUUAUCAUUGUUUUAGUGCAUCUACUUACAUCUAUGUGCCAAAUACUAAUAUGAUUGUAAUAUUUUCUAUUUUUUACAUGUUUAUCUAUGUUCUAAGU